CAGACACUAUGCUUCCGACUUAGCUGGCAUGCUAAUUGCUGAUUGGUCAUAGGAUUGUUACUAGUUAAAACAUUUGAAAUACAGUUUAAAAAAGUUUUUAUUUAUAUAUAUAUAUACAAAUAUUAAUUUUAGAUUGUAUUUAAACUGGUUAUUAGAGUAUUCAUGCAUCUAUGAAAUUCAUUUCUUUUUUAUAUAAAAUGAUUGACAAAUAAUCAAUUGUUUCCCUUCACUCUUAAAUAGGGUUCUGUUUUCAGCAUCUUCCCAGCACCAGUCCUCAAGCCUUAGAGGAUACUACUAUUUCCCUGAUAAUAAAUCAAUCUUUAUCAUUGAUUAGAUGCCAGCAGGGUAACGACCCCAGGCAAAUUUUGACUCUCCACAUUAAUACAGAAGAUGGAAAUGAUGCUAUCUAUAUAUGCCUGUUGCACAUGUGACAAAAACUAAAAUGUGGGAUGGAAACGUAAUGACAUGAAUCAACACCUGGAAGAAAUUUAGGAUGGUAAGAAUAAUUUAAUAUUAAGAUUCUGGAACUGAGGCAUUCUGAGACGUGUCAUAGCUGACAACAGCAUUUUUCAAGCGCUUUUGAACAGCAACAAGACUAUCCUGUCCAUUGUGUACCAAGUAGGUAAGACAUGACCGCAUUUGUUUAACCUAUAAUACGUAGUGUACAUUAUGAAUAAUUGUAUUGGCAUUGAAUGUUUAUUUUAAGUUACUGAAGACUUCUACACUAUACUUAUGUGAUCCAGAGGUUUUGGGAUGGAGAAGAUGGAGACAGCUCACACUGCACAGCAGCCCACCUUGGGUGACUCACAGAGCGAGGAGGAGGAGGAUGAUGAUGGCUUUGUUGGGGGGACCGGAGUGCAGUCAGACAAGCGACAGAGUGGCGCGGCGUCAGAGGGUGUGGAUGAAGAGGAUGACGAUGAAGAGGCAGGACCUGCAGCCCAACCCAAGGAGAAGGGUAAGGAGGAUUCCUUUGACCGGAUGCUUUCUAUCUGGGGCACCACCAAGUAUAUCAGCAAGUGGAAGAUGGCCCAUCGGAGAGGCUACCACAUCAACUGCCUGACCGAUGACCCCGAACGCAAGGCCAUGAUCAUGCAGCAUGAGCUGGACUGCAAAACCAGUAUUCCCCUCCCUAUGGUGUGUAUGAUUGAGAAGGAGACCCUGCAGAUUCUACAAAAUAUUGAGAAUGACUACAAGUACAAGUUGGGCGCCAGCCACCAUCUGACGAAAGAGCUUCAUGAGCGUAUUGAGAGCCUGAAGUGCCAGGUAUCCUCCAAGGUUAGGUACAGUGAGCCGGCCCCAGAGGGAGGAGUGCUGGCGACCCUGGUGGGGUGGGGCAGGGCGCUGUCUGCUAUGCUGGGUUGGCGCAGUGGAGCCUCAGCUACUAAAGACGAGAAUGCUCUACCCUGCAAGGAGUGUCCCCUUGAAACAGACGACACAAAAGAAUAAAGACUUGAAUAGAAAUUACUAAUCUGUGAUUCUUCUUGAAGUUACAAGCAUUUUGCUACACCGGCAAAAACACGUAUAUGUGACCAAUACAUUUUUAUUUGAUUUUGUAGUUGUGUUUUGGUAGCAAUUCAGCACAUUUGGCACCAGAGGGCUGUAAUGACUGGACCGUAGUAAAGCUCAGCAUUCUACUACAAACUGCUUGGCCUACAUGUUGCGUUGAGAUAUGGAGGCCAUUUCCCCUGAAGGAAUACAAAACAAUACCACUGUAUUAAAAGCAUGUCUGUUUUACUCAUUGCAUUUUGGAGAAUUCCUUUAGAAAGCCAUUUAUCUUAGAAAAAUACAAGUCAUAUCUAGUCUACCCGGUAUCACUAAAGCUUUGACAUCAGUAACCUACUACAGGUCUUGGUUUUAAGCAGUUGAUUGCUUGGAGCUCCAAUUAUGAACUGUUCGUACCAACCAGAUAAGGAAAAUUGUGUUAUGCUACUCUCAUACCUGUUUGAAUAUCUAGAGCUCAACAAAGUGAUUAAUUAGGAUCCCAAUAAUGUGGUAAUGAAUAGGCUGCAAUAUGAAAAUGAGAGGUUGAACUCUUUUGUAGGCCUGAUAUUCAAUAACCCUUCAGCAAAUGUUUUAGUAAGCUUCACCUUGUAUUUACCUUGAUAUCAUAGUGUUGUUGUAAAAAAAAAAAAGCAAACAUUUUCAAGAAACAAUUGGCAAACCUUGACACAUAUUGUUGAGGUACUGUAUCAUGGAGAAUGCUCUCAGAUGUCUGUUCAUUUCAUUUUAGGGAGCACCAGUGCAAACAGACAAUCCUCACAGGAACUGUAGUGUUAUUAAAUCUUCCAAUAAAACAUGAUUCCGAUGAA
Molecule: messenger RNA, 2309 nt
Organism: Salvelinus fontinalis (brook trout)
Lineage: Eukaryota; Metazoa; Chordata; Actinopteri; Salmoniformes; Salmonidae
Exons: 6
Coding region: 754-1446 (230 amino acids)
Source: RefSeq, a predicted model, not a curated record